Amphiprion ocellaris (clown anemonefish) is the source of this 4005-nucleotide messenger RNA. Its product is annotated as gamma-aminobutyric acid receptor subunit rho-1-like. The coding region runs from base 112 to 1530 and encodes 472 amino acids. The transcript is spliced from 10 exons. The record is from RefSeq and is a predicted model, not a curated record. Gene Ontology annotation, molecular function: neurotransmitter receptor activity; extracellular ligand-gated monoatomic ion channel activity; GABA-A receptor activity. Lineage: Eukaryota; Metazoa; Chordata; Actinopteri; Pomacentridae. Gene Ontology annotation, biological process: nervous system process; monoatomic ion transmembrane transport; chemical synaptic transmission. Gene Ontology annotation, cellular component: GABA-A receptor complex; neuron projection; synapse.
UAUGUUUACGGCGCGAAGCAUGUGCGGAAUGCGCGACCUGUGCGCAAAAAGAGCCAGGAGCAGCCUGCAGUUUUGAGACUUUCUUGGAGAGGGGCCGGGACUCUGGGCAUCAUGCACACGGAUGUUGUGCUGCUCAGCCUGCUGCUUUGGAUGGUCGGUGUGUCCGGGCAGAAGCGUCCCAGAGGACAAAUACUGCAGCCGUACAGACACUUCAGAUCGAAACGAGAAAUGCCUCCAGCAGAAGUAUCUGGUUGCAAAGUUGGCAGCCCCAUUUUCAAGAGGAGUCCAGACGUGACUAAAGCCUGGGGUACAAAAUCAGACACCCUGCUGAAGCUAGAUGAACAUGACUUCACAAUGCGACCAGGUUUUGGAGGGCCUGCAGUCCCAGUUGGAGUGGAUGUUCAGGUUGAAAGUCUGGAUGCAAUUUCCGAGGUUGACAUGGACUUUACAAUGACCCUGUAUCUAAGGCACUACUGGAAAGAUGAGCGUCUAGCCUUCAGAAGCAACACCAAUCACAGUAUGACUUUUGACGGCCGCAUAGUGAAGAAAAUCUGGGUACCCGACAUGUUUUUUGUCCACUCAAAGAAGUCCUUCACACACGACACGACCACUGACAAUGUCAUGCUGCGAGUUUACCCCGAUGGCAAAGUCCUCUACAGCCUCAGGGUGACAGUCACAGCCAUGUGUAGCAUGGACCUGAGUCAUUUCCCUCUCGAUACGCAGACAUGCUCUUUGGAGAUUGAGAGCUAUGCGUAUACAGAUGACGACCUGAUGCUCUACUGGAAGGAAGGGAACAGGUCACUGAACACAGAUGAGAGAAUUUCUCUCUCCCAGUUUCUCAUCCAGGAGUUCCACACGACCACCAGGCUGGCCUUCUACAGCAGCACAGGCUGGUACAACCGUCUGUACAUCAACUUCACUCUGCGGCGUCACAUCUUCUUCUUCCUGCUGCAGACCUACUUCCCUGCCACUCUGAUGGUCAUGUUGUCCUGGGUUUCCUUCUGGAUCGACCGCAGGGCCGUCCCUGCCAGAGUGCCGCUGGGUAUAACUACGGUGCUCACCAUGUCCACCAUCAUCACUGGAGUCAACGCCUCCAUGCCGAGGGUCUCGUACAUCAAAGCUGUGGAUAUCUACCUCUGGGUCAGUUUCGUCUUCGUUUUCUUGUCGGUGAUAGAGUACGCUGCUGUCAACUACCUGUCAACUCUGCAGGAACGCAAGGAGAGGAAACAGCGAGAGAGGCUGCCGUGCACAUGUGGCGUGGACCAUCCCGGCAUGAUGUCAGCCAGCUACAGCGAGGUGGACGCCAACACCACCGGGAACUACGGCAUGCGUGAGGAGAACGGGGUGAAACGGGAGAGGAUGCUGGUGCAGCUGGCGAUGGAGAGCGACCAGAUUACCGGCCACGUCGGCUCCACCGUCUACAGCAGUGUCUGGAUCGACACGCACGCCAUAGACAAGUACUCCCGGGUCGUCUUUCCUGGAUCUUACAUCCUCUUCAACAUCAUCUACUGGUCCAUCUACUCCAUCUAAGGCAGAUGACUCUUAAACAGACCUGAAGCUACCAGAGGUCUGAACGCUUCCAGCAGAAGUGUGAAAAAUCUGCCUUCUUAACUGAUACGCUUGUAGUGAAGUGGAGCCUUGUGCACUGAAAUCAUAUUUUCAGGUUUUUGCAUUUGCAAAUUCAGAAGAGGAAAAGAAAGACAGACUUGUGUGCAAUUGACGUCUUUCAGGUAGACUUUACUCCCUCUCAAAAAAAAAAAAAAAAAACGGAGGUUCUGAUAUGGACCAAAUCUACGCACAACACAUUCUACUUUGACAUUUAUGACUGUUCAAAAUUUUGGACCGGACAGAACCUCGGAGGACCUGGGAACAGUUUAGCAGGACUAAAUAAAUCCCAUGGAAAAAUAUAUGUUAUAAUAGAACUGACCCUGUCAUGUACUCAUUGUCAGAAGUUUCCUUCAAAAAUAGACAAUUAUUAUUUUCAAGAUACCCCAAAACGCUUUACAUAAUAUGUUAAACACGCCAUAAGCAGGAGGUAGCACAGAACAAUAAUCACAUGUUAAAAGGUCAGUUUUAUUGUGGAAGAAUCCUUGUCUUGUCCCUUCUUGGUCCUUGAUACUGCAGGCAGAGAUGCUUUAGAGCCUGGCAAACGCUUUAAUUAAGGAUUUAAAAGAGAUGGUAGGCUGCAUAUCAGUAUAAGUUGAGCGUAAACGUAUUUUUUUUUGUGGCCUCAUGUCCAUUUGGAUGGUUCAGUUUUAGUGGCUGCUUGAAAACAGGUCAUAAUUUUUCUGUUUCUAGUAGCAUUACUUCCAUUUUUUGAGCUCUUUCUAGCACAGGAGAAGAUAAAGAGUCAUGCAAAAAACAUUAUUCCAUCUGUGAGUCCACAAUGUAGAAUGGCAUCACCAGCACUGUCCUCCUUUCUCUAUAAGUUCCUACUCAUAUCACUUGGUGUCUUUGUAAACCCAAACUGACAGGUGCAGAACAUUGUCGCAUUUUGUUCUUUGGACCAACACAUGAACUGUAGCUAAGUCAAAGUGAGAUACAUUCAAGGCUUUUGAAUCAAUUUGUAUCUUUUUGAAUCAGUGAGGACCCUAUCUGCAGUCAAAGACAUUUGCUUUACCAGAUCUAAGUAGAUCUCAUCUACAUGAAUAUGCGUAUGUUUUGUUAUGUGUGAACUGAUUCAUACAGAGAAGCUGAACGGACAAAAAUACUGUACAAUCAUGUGAGGACCUUUUGAAAGAAAACAUGCAGUUUUAUAUGGAGGACAAACAAUGUCUUAAGUAUAAAUAUAAGAAUAAAAGCAGAAAUAUUAAAUUAAUGCUGUUAUUUAAUUAUGAUAUUCCAAUGCAUCAACUCCUCUUUAUUUUUGUAUUUCUACAUUUCUUCAUUUGUUUUGUUCUGUGUUCAGUUCAAUUUAAUUCAGUGUCAUCUCACAGCGCUUAGCAUAGUGAGGUACAGACCUUACAAAUUAUAAACAGAAAUCAGAAAACCCAACAAUUAAAAGAUGCCUUUGUGUUCCCUAUGAGCGACGGUGGAAAGGAACGAAAAAAACGCUGGGAUAGGGAGGGGGGACAAGCCUCUGUCAGGAUAUCGUACAAUAAGGUCUUUAAGAUAUGAUGAAGCUUGGUCAUUAAGAGUUUUAUGUGAGAAGCAGGAUUUUAAAUCCUAUCCUGGAUUUUACAGGGAGCCAAUGAAGAGAAGCUGUAUCUAUAUGCAAAUUAGGUGGGUGUUCUUAACCUCAGUCUAAAGCAGGAUUUGUCAGCUGGGAAAACCAGAAAUGUAGAAAUGAAGAAAUGCCUUCAAUAAAAUUUCAUGUAUUUAAAUGUAGAAACAGAUUCAAGACAAUAAUUUAAUCAUGCCUCUUUUUAUUUAUGUAUUUAUUGAUUGAUCUAUUUACAUAUGUGUUUUUUGUCCUCUGUACAAAACUGCAUGUUUUUCUGAAGUGUCAAAUCACAAUUCAAGAGUUUUAAUCACGUUCUGAUGUGUAGCGAAAAACAUUUCUGUCUCUGCAUGUUUUUUCACUCCAUGUGUUGUGUUUUGUAUGACUCUUAAUUUGACAGAGAGCAUCGGGGUUUUUGAUAAAAGGUUGUUUUUUUGUGUGUGUGUGUGUGUGGUCCAGUCAUUGCAUUGUGACACAACAUCAUUGUGGUUCCAUCUGCACAGUAAUAAAUACACUAAAAUAAUUUUACACUUUACAUUUACAUUUGUUGAAUUUUUUUUUUGCUUAUUUUUAUUUUUCAUUCUUAAAUCAGGUCUUCAGUUUUAUUUUUAGUUUUUUUGUCUUUGUCUGGUCAUUUGAUCUGAUCCUUCAUACAUUUGAACUUCCAAUUUAGUAGCUGUCACCAACUUUAGCGUACAUCUAAGAAAGAAUUGGAGUUUUUUCUACUUCACAUGUCCAUUUCUUUUAUCUCUCCUCAUGUGCAUAGUGGCAUAAUGAAUGAUGGCUGCUGACUGCGUGGUAAGUCAGUGUACAGACUUUGUGAUUAAAAUGGUUUUCUUACAGCA